UCUCUGUCCAAUCCACAACGUUAUCUUUUAAAAAUACACAUGGACGACAAUCAUUCUGCCCUUUUCUGUCAAUGACGGGAAUUGCAUUCAGACACGGCUUACUCCAAUGUCUAUAAUUACACUCUCCUGCACAAAUUUCUUCAAUCCGCUUAUUUCCUGCACAAAAUUCUUCAAUCCGCUUGUUUCCUCCCCUUCAAAUUCUACUUCAAAAUCAAAAGCAGAGUCACAUUCACAUUCCACCUCUGUUACAGCAAUGGAAUGGAGCUCAGGCCGUGUACUAGGCCCUGCGCCACCAGACUCCGACUGGUGGGACAAAAUGCUCUUCUCCGGCGCCGUCGUCGUCAAAAACCCUAACCCUAACCCUAACCCUAAAACCUCAAACCCUAACGGCGAUGCGUACCGCAUGUACUACUACGGGCGAUCAGAAGACAUGUGGAAUAUGGGCGUAAAACCCUUCAACAAAUCCCUCCCCACGGGCAGAAUCGGCAUGGCUCUCAGCGCAGACGGCACAGCCUUUCGCCGCCACCGCGGCUCCUUACCAAACGGCGCCAUUUUCGAUCCCUCAGACGAUCCCGCCGCCUUCGAUUCCGUCCAUGUCGCCGUCAGCGACGCCGUCUAUUCUGAAGGCAAAUGGUGUCUUUACUAUUUUGGCGGCGGCAUGCUCGAGCUUCCUCUGGUCGGGAAACCAGAAGAGAAACACAGAGGCCUGCGGCUUCUGCCGGGAAUGGCGUCUUCCGACGACGGUUUCCUGUUUUCCGAGCGCUUUGGCCCGCUGCUAGACGUCGGGAAACCGGGAUCUUGGGACGAGAAUGGGGUUUCCUGGCCAAGGGUGUUUUCCGGCGACGGUAAGCUGUUUAUGACGUAUCAUACAAGGGAGAGUGGUGGACCUGCCGGAAUGGGGUUUUUCUCGGCCGGUUUGGCGGUUUCCGGCGACGGGAAGAGGUGGGAGAAGGUCGGGAAAAUUUUGUCGGUUGGGGAGCUCGGGUCGUGGGACGAGGGUGGGGUUUCGGUGCGCCACGUCAUACGGGUGGGUGAUGAGUAUGUCAUGUUUUAUGAGGGGUCCAAUUUUAGAUUCGAGUUUGCUAUUGGCUUGGCUUUGUCGAGUGAUGGUGUGACGUGGCGGAAAGAUGUGGAAUGUGGGAGGGAGCCAGGUGGGCCUAUCUUGACAGCUAGGACUGGGGAGGAUGUUUGGGACAAUGUCAUUGUGGGGACUCCUUAUGUUUUGCCAAUGCCAGAUGGCAACUUUAGGAUGUAUUAUUUGGGGGUUGGCAAAGUGGAGGCCAAUGGAGAAGUGACAACUCAGCAAGGUAUGGGUCUAGCUGUCAGUGAUGGGGCUAAUUUUCGGUUGUGGAAGAGAUAUGGAUGUUGAAAGACAUUUGUUGUCAAGGACAUAAUUGUAUUUAUGGUAGGUUUUUUAAUAAUUUUUUUUGGGAGAAUGUUGAAUUGUAAAUUAUAAACAAGUUUUAAUA
Cryptomeria japonica (Japanese cedar) is the source of this 1469-nucleotide messenger RNA. RefSeq lists its product as uncharacterized. The coding region runs from base 107 to 1369 and encodes 420 amino acids. The transcript has a single exon. NCBI's taxonomy places the organism in Eukaryota, Viridiplantae, Streptophyta, Pinopsida, Cupressales, Cupressaceae. The record is from RefSeq and is a predicted model, not a curated record.